UUCAAGGUCAUCCCAUUUACAGGCAGGAACAUCAAAGAUUUCCUCAGAAGUUCCGUCUCUAUAAAACUGAUCUGUGGUGUAAUGUCAAUUUCUUUCUAAAUUAGUAUCUAAACUAGUAUUACACUAUAAUUUAAAUCAGUAUAAAAUAAAAGGAAAGCGACCAUGUCGAAAGAUUGCAAUGUUUAUGUUACGUUCGAAGAUCAACAGAAAAUUAAUAAAUUUGCAAGAUUAUAUGCAAAGAUGGAAAGCUUGCAGUCACAGGUGAAAGGCAAACAGGACGAGUUAAAAAACUUGGAAGACGCAUGUGACGAAGUGUCUAAUUUAUUCCUACUAGAUGAAGAUGUCAAAAUACCUUAUUAUAUAGGAGAAGUUUUUGUCUGGGAAGAUAUGGAAAAAACACAGGGCUAUUUGGAUGAUCUUAAAGUGAAGAAGAAAACGGAAAUUUCAAAUUUGGAAAGCCAGAGUGCUGAUUUGAAGAACAUUUUGAAUGAUUUAAAAACUCAAUUAAAAGCAAAGUUUGGUAGUAGUAUAAACUUGGAUGUAUAUGAAGAUUGAUCUAGUCAAGUAUGCAUAUAACCCUUAUAAUGUGAUAUAAGCUUAUUUUUCACACAUUUAUUUAUUCAUGACUUUUCCAAUUCACAUAAUAGGAGGUGCAUUUUAUUAUUCAUCAUAAUAUGUACAGGUAAAGCGACUUCAAAUCCUACAUAUUUUACAUGUAUGGCCAUUAAAGUUUGCACAUGUUAACUGUUACCAUGUGAUAAAUUCUUAAUAAACUUAUUACACUUUUUUCACAUA
Messenger RNA from Nomia melanderi (Alkali bee), 795 nucleotides. RefSeq names its product prefoldin subunit 4 (gene Pfdn4). Lineage: Eukaryota; Metazoa; Arthropoda; Insecta; Hymenoptera; Halictidae. Gene Ontology annotation, cellular component: prefoldin complex; cytoplasm. Gene Ontology annotation, biological process: protein folding. The record is from RefSeq and is a predicted model, not a curated record.